AUGACAACCAUGCUGUACCCUGAAAUUUUAAAUACCGUCCCGCAGGAUGACAGGAGCUGUCGCAGCGAUGAUUCCGGUGGCGAAGUCUUUAGGAACAUCCCGAAGAACAGUAGCAUCUUCCGAGUCUGGAGGAUAGAGGGUCUACGCGCGACGGUCGUAAGCAGCAACAACAUGGGCCUCUUCCUCUCCGAGUCAGCGUACAUUGUCUAUGCCGUGUCCCCAAAGGACGGUGCACUUCCUUAUCCGGGCAUGCCGAUCAAGGAACUGAAAGAUACCUCGGUGGUGCGCGCCAUCCAUUUCUGGAUUGGCGCUAAUUGCGACUCGACGGUGUCCGGCGCCGCGGCGCUCCGCGCCGCCGAGCUCGAUUCGCAGACGUCGGCGAUGAUCCUAACGCGCGAGGCGCAGGGCCGCGAGAGCCCGCGGUUUCUCGCCUACUUCCGGCAGCGACUGGUCGUGGAGAACCUGCAUCACGAACCACCCGACUGCACCCUGCACCGCGUCUCUGGAGUGGCCGUGCCGAUUCUGACCGAGCUAAAGAGAGUCCAUUGGGAACACUUCAGCUGCCGAGACGUCAUCCUGGUGGACAUCCGUUCAAAGGGUGUCGUCUUUCUAUGGCUCGGGUCUUUGUCAGAUCCUUUACAUAAACGCCACGCUGCCAGUCUCUUGGAGUCCCGGAAAGAGAACAACAACGGCCGUGUAGUAGUAAUCGAAGAUGGUUACGAGCAGACCCUGCCCAUCAACGACAGGGAGCUCUUCAGCAGCGUGCUCGAUCCCUCGGCAAGGGUAGUGGCGCCCGAUCGUCAGCACCGUGUCAACCCUCCGAACCCCAUCAGGCUGUACAAGUGUAGCGAGCAGUCGGGCAAGUACAAGGUCGCCGAACUCAAAUCUGGCCCAGUUCUGCGCGGUGAUCUGACUUCUGGUUCUGUGUACUUGGUUGACCGGGGCGAAGCCGGCGUCUGGGCCUGGGUGGGCCGCGAUGUUAACGCGCGAGAAAGAUUGGAAGCUGUGAGAAAUGCGCGGGGUUUCAUCAAAAAGAAGGAUUAUAGUGACGGCGUGCCGGUGGCCAGGACGACGGAAGGUCACGAACCAGCGGAGAUGAAGGCGUUGUUGAGAGGGUGGGAACUUUCAAAGAUGAGGCCGUUAACUUUGCCGGUGAGUUUCGAACCCGAUUACAUGAACGAGAGGCCCAGGAUGGCAGCUGAGUGUCAGCUGGUGGAUGACGGGUCAGGUGAACGAACCUUGUGGAGGGUUGAACUAAAAGAGGGCAUGGUCCAGGUGGAGGAAGAUAAGGGAAUCUAUUACGCGGAAACCUGCUAUGUGAUGAUGUACAAGUACGGACAGGGACGAAGAUGUCGAAGUAUUGUUUACUGCUGGGAAGGCGUCCACUCAGUCAAAAUGGAUCGAGAUGCUGCUUUAACAGUGGCUUGCCGUUUAUCUGAAGAGACAAAUGCGCAGUUGGUGAAGGCGGCCCAAGGCAGAGAACCACCUCAUCUCUUGCAGAUCUAUGAUGGGAAGCUCAAGAUACUCGCCGGACGUCACCGUAAUUCACCGCCAAAAAAAUAUUUGGUCAGAGUAUUCGGCUCGACGCCGUACACGUCAAAAGCUGUGGAACGCCCAUUACGAGCAAGUAGCUUGGACUCCAGCGCGGUGUUCAUCCUCUUCUCCGGCGCCCCAAUCGUCUGGUGCGGUGGCAAGAGCACUGGUGACGCGAGACAAACGUCGCGACGCCUUGCACCUAGAAAUGCGCCUCUUAUUACCGAGGGUAAAGAAGAUGACGACUUCUGGGCCGAACUUGGAGGAAGAGGCGUCUACAGUACAGAGACCGAAGAUAUCGGCGAAGAGCUAGACAAACAUCUAUUUCAAUGCCGCACCGAGAAUGGCCUCUUCGUAGGCGAGCAGAUCCUUGGAUUCCGACAGAACUCUUUGAUACCGGAAGCUGUCUGGCUGCUAGAUGCUGGCAGCGUGAUCUGGGUAUGGAUAGGCAAGUUCUCCAGCCCGAAGACACUGCAAGAGUGCGUUGAGGAUGCCAUUAUAUAUCUCUACACUCAUCCUGCAGGUCGAAAUCGCAACACGACCAUUUCCGUGAUCAGACAAGGUUUGGAGCCAGCUACAUUUAUCGGGUUGUUCGACAAUUGGAAUCAUAAUCUGCUAAGGGAUUACAAGCCGUUCGAAACCUUCUGCGCUCUGUUGGAGGAUAGAGAUCAAUUAUCAAAGACGCAAACGACCUCGAAGACUACCACAGAUUUUGACAAUUACAUCAAGUACCCACCGGCGAUGCUGAAAAGCGAACCGGAUAAUUUGCCGGCAGGUGUAGACGUUAGACGCAAAGAGAUGCACUUGACUUACGACAAUUUCAUCACAAUCUUCAAAAUGGAACCCGUGGAAUUUGAAAAAUUACCGACCUGGAAGAGACAACGCCUCAAGCAGGCUGCUGGACUCUUCUAAUAAUGUUCUUUUUUUUACU
Cyphomyrmex costatus is the source of this 2464-nucleotide messenger RNA. RefSeq names its product villin like protein quail (gene qua). Gene Ontology annotation, molecular function: phosphatidylinositol-4,5-bisphosphate binding; actin filament binding. Lineage: Eukaryota; Metazoa; Arthropoda; Insecta; Hymenoptera; Formicidae. The coding region runs from base 1 to 2445 and encodes 814 amino acids. The record is from RefSeq and is a predicted model, not a curated record. Gene Ontology annotation, cellular component: actin cytoskeleton; cytoplasm. Gene Ontology annotation, biological process: barbed-end actin filament capping; actin filament severing; actin polymerization or depolymerization. The transcript has 9 exons.